AUGCAGCCAGGGCCCAGGAACAAGGCCACGUUCCCCAUCCCAUCCAUGACAGAGCACCUUGCAGGGCGAUAUCACUGUCACUACCAAACCCCUGCUGUCUGAUCAGAGCGCAGUGAGCCCCUGGAGCUGGUGGGGACAGGAUUUUACAGCAAACCCAGCCUCUCAGCCCUGCCCAGACCUGUGGUGACCUCAGGAGGGACCGUGACCCUCCAGUGUGGCUCACGGCUGGGGUGUGGGAGGUUCCUUCUGACUCAGGAAGGAGAAGAUGGGCUCUCCUGGACCCUGGACUCACUGUGUUACCCUGGUGGGCAGGUCCAGGCCCUGUUCCAGGUGGACAGCCACAGGUGGAUAUUCAGAUGCAACAGCUAUUUCAGGAGAAAGCUCCGGGUGCGGUCAGCUCCAAGUGGCCCUCGUAGCUCCUGGUGCCAGGUGAGCAGCCCUGUGAUUUCAGUGGGGCCAAGAUGCUACACGGUAGAGAUAAGUGACCUUCAGCCCUCACAUCCCUUCCCACCCCAGGGGGCUCUGAGGAUCAGCCCCUCACCCCAGAGCCAGGACCUCAGAGUGGUGAGGGCUCUGCUGGGAGGGACCCAGGGGCAGGCGCUGAGCCGUGGGGCCAGUGCAGCCUCCCCGGAGAUGAUGACAUGGGCCAGCCCCUCCUGUGUGGGCCUCAGCUUCUCCAGGCGUAAGGGAGAGGCCUGGCCCUGACCUUCGAGUUCCUCCCAGUGCUGCCCUUGCUGUGACCCCUGGAGGGGAGGCCUCCCUGCUGCUCAUCCUGUCCCCUCUGUGCAGUGACGGUGACAUUGUGCAGGGAAGGGCACAGGGCCACAGCAGGCAUUCAGGGUCCUUUGCUCCAGCUCAGGGAGGAAACAAAGUUAGAGGUCAGAUGCCCUGGUCCCUUCCCCGGGUCUGCCUCCUCCGUUGGGUGACCUGCGGCAUGUGAUUCACCUUGUGCGCACAGCAUCCACCCAGAGCUGUGGCCUCAGAGAGGGGCCUGCACUGUCCCCUGUGAGCUGAAUGGUCACCUGGGUCCCUGCACUCAGGACAGUUCUGAAACCAGAAGACGUGAUGGAGGGAGGAUGGACAAGUGCAGUACGGCCCUAAGAAGGUCAGACUAGAUGGGCUCCCGUCCCAGCACGCCCACCGGGGCCAUCUCACAUGGGGUGAGAGGGGUGGAGGGAUGGAAGGAGACAUGGGUGAGCCUCAGAGGAGCACGGUGACAGCUAGGGCUGAGGGCAUGGGACCCUGCCUUCUCCUCCACACAUCCUCACUGAGGAAUCACCUCCUGCACGUGCUCUGGCCUCACCGCAGGUCCUGACUCCACAGGUGUUGGAGGUGCCUUCAGCCUGACCUGAGGGAAGUUUCUAGACUCAUGAGAGUCCUGUUUCCAGGGUUCAUGGAGGGUCUGUCUCCAGAGCAGGAUGGGUGGCCAUGCAGGGAGGAUGGCGGCUUCUUGGGUCUCGGAGGAUGGGGCAGGUGUUACUCUGAGGUGUGUGAGGCUCAGUCCAACAGGAGGGAUGCAAGCAGAGGUUCAGUGGAGGCUGUCCCUCCCUCCCUGGGCAGGACCCCAGGAGCCCAGCUGGCACCAGAACCUGGCAUGAGGAGAAGGGAGGCAGGGGCUGAGUCCAGGAGCAGCUGUGGGGCCUGGGAGCUGGGCUGAGUCUGUGCCGGCCCAGCCUCUCCCGGGGAGGGUGAGCUUCUGAGACGCCUCCUCCUCCCUCUGGGGUUUCCGCACCUCAGCAAGCGGGAAAUACCUGCUGGUGACCUCUGUGGACCCGCAACUGACCCUCUUGGCUGCUGCAGUGGGCAUCCUCGGCCUGCUCUGGUCUCCGCUCCUCCCUGGCCAGUCCUGCUUCUCCCAAAAUUGACUUGUUAGUGUUGUACCAAUCGAGGUGGUAAAUCACCAAACACUGGGACAAACGACAAAGUUAAAACUGAAAGGAGUUUAUUCACAUGCAUGGACUCCACUCCCUAAGCGAAGUGAGGCCCCGAGUCCUGGAACAGCACAGUUUAUAUAGGGUGUCAUAGUAGCAUAGCUUUUAUAGGUGUUAUUUUAGGAAGAGAAGUUCAAGGGGAGGUUAACAUGUUUUUGACUAGUUGCAAAAGUAUUUUCCCAACUCAGCUAUCUCGCUGUGUCAGGUUAGGGCAAUGUACAGUAAAGGGAGGCACCAGGCACUAUCUCUUUCCGAGAAGCGAUGAAGCAAGUUUACAGAAGCAGAACAAGCAGUUAGGAAUACAUCUACUUUAUAAGGGAAGGGCAUGAGGAGAGUUCAGCUACAGGCCAAGAUGGCGGGUCUCACAGUUAGGGUGGAAAAGCCAAGGGGUAGGGGCCUGUGACUUAGCUAUCGGGAUAGGGGUCUCAGCACAGGAGAGGAAGUCGCAGUGCUGUGGACACAGACAGUUUGUGGAGCUCCACUGGCUCAGCGUCACCUUGCAUGGAUCCCAGAAGAUUGCUCAGCUCUUCCAUUGGGAGCUCCGCCUCACAGAGUCCCGAAUGGCCUUGGCCCCGCUUUCCUGAAGGAUCUGAGUGUGGUCCCGGAUGGGACAGGAGAGGACGAGGUGUCCAGGCCUAACUCGGAGACAGGGGAGAUUCAGGGCUGUCGGGGAGAGAGGUGACUGGGCCAACAGGGACAGGAUGCAAGGACAGUCCUUCCAGCCUUCACACUGUCCCAGGCCAACAUUGUCCAACUGCCUGGAAAGGGGCCAGUGAGGCCAACAGAAAGACAACAGAGACUUGCAUAAUUUCAGGGCAUGUGGGGCCGGGAGGGCAGGGCCUCAGGGGAAAAGACCGAGACUCCCACUAUUUACGGGGUGCACACAAUGACUGGAGGGCGUAUCAGGUGACUUGGGGCGCCGUGAUCUCACGUGUGAUCCUGUGCUGCUGCAGACCUCAUGCUGAUGAGGGCGGAAAGGACAGCGUUCCCACCUCAGUAGGUGGUGAGCUGGGCUGAUAAGGAGCUCACCCUUCCCCAGGUGAGAACUUUCUCUUCUUCGUCACCACUGGGUUCUCAGGGAACCAGGGAGUCUUCAGCUGGUGUCACUGUACCCUUGAGCACCACAGCCUCACAGACCACUGAGGCCUCAGCUGUGACCAGAGGCAAAGCAGAGUCAUGUUUCUACCCGCCAGAGCUGGCUCUUGGGCCAGGCAACCUUGGACCUUAGGCAGCUAUAGUUGUACUUUAAUUAUGAGACGAUUUUCCAAACUUUACCUAGAAAUGCUCCAGACCGCAUACCUCGUGUCUUCCUUAUUUUCUGUUCUUAUCCUGAGGCCUCGCCUGUGCCAGGCAAGUGCCCUAGCUCCGCGCCCCUUACCACAUCGGUGGUGCUGCCUCCUCUCAGGCCCGGGUGGGGCUGCCUGUGGGUGAGGCUGAGCCCGAACCGAGUGGGGAAGCAGCCAGCUCCAGAGUCUGUCUGUGCUCAGAGCCUGAGGCGCUGCAGGGACUGCGCUCACUCGUCAUUGUCACCCAGAGCCUGUCACUCAGGUGGCGCGUGUGCAACGGCCUGUGACUCUAUUGUGCAUGUUUUGCUUACACGCGUGCCUUGUUGCUGUUUUUCUGAAAUGUAAAUUAAUACUCUCCUGUGGAUAUCUAAAGAUAGAUGCAUUAUGGUGUGAAAGAAAGUAAUUCUAUUUGCAGGAAGUUGGAUUCUGUAUUAGUUAAAAGGAGUAACUUCUUAAUAUUAAGUCUUAACAAAAAUGCUUAAAAUUCAGAUUUACUACUGGAGGUUAGAAAUACUCUGAAGUAUUGGUUACAAAAAUUCUGUUUAUCCAUAGGUAAUUUUGAAUUUUUUCAACUAUUUUAAUAACUUCUAAGUAAGGGUUCCGUCUGCUGUGUAUUUUCUCAAUAACACAGAUACAUAAGGAAGUCAUUCGUUUGCAUGUAUUAAUGUCAUCUCGUAUGGAUUUGGGACAAUAAUAUUCCCACCACACACAACACACGUGCAUGUCCAUGCGAAUGCGUGUGCAGCGUCCUGGGUGCUCCUGUCCGUGCGAUGCUCAGUUCACAGAGGCUACAGUGAGGUGGGCAGCAGAGGCCCAGCUGGUGGUCAGGAGCCUGGGCCUGAGGACCAGCCCCUCCCCUGGACCCAGUCCUCAGAGGGGGACUCAGGGAGUUCCAUAUCCAGGGCCCUGCGCUCACGUUGUCCCGUGUACCAGACAGCAGCACUCAUGACAGCGCAAUGAUUUGGAACCCGAGACCUUUCUCCCUUUCCUGAGCUCUUGAGGCUGGGCUAACCUGUCCCAGAGUGAUCCUCAAAGCCAUUCUGAGUCACAGAGCAGAGAGGCUGACAGUCCCGAGGGGACCAGCUGGGGCCGGGCAGGACCCACGCGCAGGGUUUCCUUGGAUGAGAGCACAGAUGUGGAGCUCAGGUGUGGCUCAGGUCCCUGCUACCCCUCACACGGCCUCCCACCCUCCUGGUUCUCAGGGCGGCUGAGCCCAGCGCAGCACCAGUCCUGGCCCAACAGGUGAAGAGGAGGACGGUCCCUUAUGGGGAGGGCACAGGGCAUGCGUCCUGCCAGGGCCACAGGAUGACUCGCUGCAUGGGUGUCCUGGGCUGUCCUCACUCUGCGCCCUCUGCAUCCCCACCCAGCCUCUCACCCCAGGAUGGCACAGUGGGGAAUCUCAUCCGGGUGGGCCUGGCCAGCCUGGUCUUGGGGCCCUCGGGACUCUGCUAUGCCAGGCUGGGCACAGCCAGAGAAGGAGCCGAGAUGCAGCCAGUUGGUGAACACCAGAGAGCACUCACUGCGCAUCCUCUGAACACACAGACAGAUAAAUCUGCCGAGCCCAGCACGCUCUGGAAGGAGAGCUGCUGCAUAGCUGAGGGCCUGGUGCUGAAAAUGUGCAGGGAGUCCAACGUGGUCGCCAGAGCAGGGCCCGUCUGGGUGCUGGGUGGACGCCCUCUCCCGCUGAGCCCUGUGCUCCCCUCACCCUGCCCUGGGCUCCGCUGCCACCCCUCAGGUCCUCUCUGGGCCCUGACCGGGGCUGUGCCCCAGGGCCAGGCCCGUCCUCACCUCUGUGCGUCUCGUGCCCUGCUGCACUUGUUCCCGAGCCCAGGGGCACUGGGUGGAUGCCUGGGGCUGCCUCCCCUUCACCGCCAGCCGGGUGCCCUGGGUGCUGUCUGCUCAAGGGCCACGUUCCUGAUGCUCAGGAGAGAGACUCCAGCUUUAGCAGAGAAUCUAGAACUCGGCUCAAGUAACAGAGCAAAUAGACAAAAACCAGAUUCCAGCCUGAAAAAGUGAAGGGCCAAAUGCUGCAAUUACGCUCUCUCUGGACCCUGGAAACCGAGUCCUGUCUAUCGAGUGCUCUUACGGUUUCUGCUGAAAUAUAACAACUUGGAAAUGAGCACAUUUUUGUUUGCAGCGACAGGCUGGGCGGGCACUGCCGCCCGGCUCUGAAGAAAGUCACUUGGAAAGGAAGCUCUGCUCUGCUCUCCGCGUCCCAGCUGCGGGUUCUCGGGAGCAGACCCACACGCAGUGCAGCGCCCUCGGGCAGAGUGGAACGAGGUCCACCUCCUGCUGUCAGAGCGCGCUGGUCACUGCUGGGUUGCACACAGGCGCUGCCCUGCAGGUCCGUCUUCCCCCGACUCUGCUGUAAUCCCUGACUGCAUCCAGAAAGCUUUCCUUUCCCUUUUUUGGAGGGGUCCAAUCUUUCCGAUUUGCCACAUAGAUGCGGUGGAUUGAUUAACGGUCAACUUGCAAGGCUCAGCUGAAUGGAGUCAGCGUGGUUUGGGCAUGGAAGACCCGCCUGAGGAUUGUUUCCAGCCUGGAGCUGGAGCCUGGACAGACCAGGAGAUUCCCACCCAGGGUCCCUGCCACAGUGACCGGUCCUGGGAGACCGUGUGGCAGCUGCUUCCAGGGACCCCUGGCUGUUUCCAGGGACCCAGCGACAGACCCUGGCUGUCUCCAGAGGCCCGGACAGGGCCGCUCAGCUGAUUCCCUCACCUGUGCUGCAGUCGCAGCCCCGCGCGUCUCAGGGAACCGCUCUCCCACAGACUCCUGCAGACCUGCCCAGCGGACCCUAAAGGGCCCCAGGUCCACGCUGGCCCUGGCGCGGCGCAGGCUCGGGCUCGGGGGUCACCUCACUCGGGCUCGGGGGUCCCCGCGACCGCUCGGUGUGCGCAUGCGCCCUGGCGACUCACACCGGACCGGGCGCCUCCACACCCCCUGCUCCGCCGCCCUGAACUCGCUGGUCUUCGAGGCUGGGGUCGGGCGGGCCGCUGUGGCUGUGGGGCGGGGUGGAGGCGGCGUCCUCUGCGGGACAGGGGCUGGGGGAAGGCGGAGCUGCCCCUGCUCACACCUGCACACUCGCACAGGGGCACACGCAGUCCACGCGCGAGUCCCCCUCGGAGACGGCAGCGUCUCCUCUCUCCGGUGAUUCCCCUUCUGACCACUAGGGGGCGCGCGUGCCGUCUUCACUGCGCACUUCCCCCCAAAAGCAAACAGAAGAGGAAAAGAGGAGCCUGGGUGCGUGCGACUCUCAAAGGAGGCCUUUCAGGAGAGUCAGAGGGCUGCAGCUUCUGCAGGGCGGGCUGGGAGUAGGGCACAGGCACAGACACGGGGCAGCACGCACACUGCACCCAUAGAGAGUGUGCGCCCGCACGCAUGCUCAUUAAAGUAAAAACACUGAAAUAGGGACGAGUGUUUUACUCUUGAGCGUGAAAAGCGCACUUAGAAACCCAGCAGCCCCUACCCUGUGCUUGCGCAGGCGCGGGCCUCCCUCCCCGGAGCCCCGCCCCUCUCUGGCGACAGAGGCCGAGGCAGGCGGGUCCCAAGGUCAGAUCCAGUGGGCUGGAGCCUCUGUCCUCUCGGAGCUGGAGCUGGCGCUGCUCGCCCCAAAUAAAAGGCGCCGCGCUCUGACAUCCGCGUCCUCAGUUUAACCGCUCGGGGUCCGCUCCCCGCUCCCCACUCCCCGCCCUGUCCUUCCGCUCCGCCCUCUGUGCGUCUCCCUGUCGCGCGGCCACCUGCUGUCCGUCUCUUCACCGGUCAUCUCCCCGGCCCCGUGUGUCCCCUGCCGCAGGGAGAGAGGAGGCGAUGCCGCGGGCAGCACAGGCAUCGCUGCUUCCCCAGCGCCGCCCACGCGGGACACGGGCACGCGGGACACAGGACUCUUGGUGCGCCCCCCUCCCCGGAGCCCACGCCCAGGGUCACUUCAGUGACCCGGACACGGGGUGACGGUCAGGAUCGCCACCACAGGACCACACCGUGGCGGGGAAGCAGCGGGCUCAGUUCUGCACCUGCUCAGGCCUGCGGGGUUCGCAUCAGGCAGCGUGGGGUCCCUGGGGACAGAGAGGACAGCAGGGGGAGGGGCGCCCGCGGCACCACCCCCAGGGCCCCGCUAGAGGAGCCCAGGCCCGCAGACCUCACCUGGGCGAUGGAUGAGGAGCCCACUGCACCUCCGCGGACCCGCGUGGAGGUUGACGCUGAGCCCGCGGGGAUCUUGGAAACCAGGCGCGCGAUGCCCUGGAGCCAGGUGAAGCCGGAGAGUGGGGGAGCCGAGUGGGGGGUCCUGAGGGGUUCCUCAGCCUCAGGCAGCCCUGGUUCUCAGGGGUUGAGCUCAGGGCGCCGGGCUGUCCUCGCAGAGACGCGGCCCUGGGCCUGCUCACCUCCUGGGCUCGAUCGGUCCGUGGACACGGCGGGUCUGAGCCCUGCAGAGGCCAAGCCCAGCUGGUCUCCCAGGACUCCGCAGCCCACCCUGGGGGCCCUGCUCUCCUCCUCGGACCCCCUCUUGGGGACCAGCCACGAUAUGCACGGAUUGGUGGGGGCCAGAUGACAGCACCCCCAAGUUCCAAGGUCGGCGUUAACCUCUCAGGAGCAGAGAAGUAGGCGCGACCUAGACUUGCAGCUGUGCGGGAGAGCCCUGAUCACAGCACUCCCGGGCCAGGAUAGCUCCUACUGGGGACAAUGAAAAAUGCAGGCAGGGGGCUGGGGAAGGAAGGACCUUAACUUUUCCCUUUGAGAAGCUACCUUGGUCCCCAUCUGCCCAUUGUAAUCUUCCUGCAGUCCCUGUUCCUAGAAUAGUGCACUACCCCCUCCCCCGUGCUUCGUGCUGAUUAAUGAAAGCUUGGCCACCAUGGUAGGAAGCCUGUCCACCAGAGACAAUUCCU
This is a messenger RNA of Heterocephalus glaber (naked mole-rat), 8097 nucleotides long. Lineage: Eukaryota; Metazoa; Chordata; Mammalia; Rodentia; Bathyergidae. The record is from RefSeq and is a predicted model, not a curated record.